Molecule: messenger RNA, 1595 nt
Organism: Phalaenopsis equestris
Lineage: Eukaryota; Viridiplantae; Streptophyta; Magnoliopsida; Asparagales; Orchidaceae
Product: ATP phosphoribosyltransferase 1, chloroplastic-like
Exons: 11
Coding region: 169-1356 (395 amino acids)
Biological process (GO): L-histidine biosynthetic process
Cellular component (GO): cytoplasm
Molecular function (GO): ATP phosphoribosyltransferase activity; magnesium ion binding
Source: RefSeq, a predicted model, not a curated record
UAGAGUGAUGAAUGUGCACCAUGAUACACAGUCUAAUUUCACAAUUCAAUACACACGUGAGCUAAUUCCAAAAGUCUCCAUCUUUCUCCCCAAAUGCCUGAAACAAGAAUCCACAUUGUGGGAUUCUCUAGCCGACGCAGUAAAAAUCCAGUCUUUUAGGCAUUAUCAAUGGCUACUUCCAUCGAGCUCCAUGCUGGUUUCCACCUCAAGCCCUACCCCUCGUCCGCUUGCCAACGGCCGAGGUCUCUCCAUUCGAGAUUUUCAUGUCAGUCAAAUGGGCCGGUCACGAUAGCUCCGUCGGUUCCAGCAGCAUAUGCGGAUGCUGACGCACGCAAGCAAGAGCGCACUGUCAUUCGUCUCGGCCUCCCCAGUAAGGGUCGCAUGGCCGAAGAAACCCUAACCCUUCUCAAGAAUUGCCAGCUAAUGGUGAGGCAGGUGAACCCGCGGCAAUACGUGGCCGACAUUCCACAGCUUUCAAACCUUGAAGUUUGGUUUCAAAGGCCCAAAGACAUAGUGCGUAAAAUGCAGUCAGGAGAUCUUGAUCUUGGUAUCGUGGGCCUGGAUACUGUUUGCGAGUAUGGACGGGGGAAUGAGGAUCUUAUUUUAGUCCAUGAUGAGCUUGCGUAUGGAGAUUGCCGUUUAUCCAUUGCAAUUCCCAUGUAUGGGAUUUUUGAAAAUAUAAAUUCUCUGGAAGAUUUAGCACAAAUGCCACAAUGGACAAAUGAAAGACCUCUGCGUAUUGCGACUGGAUUCACAUAUCUUGGUCCAAAGUUUAUGGAAGAUAGAGGCCUGAAGCACGUUUGUUUCUCAACAGCUGAUGGUGCGCUCGAGGCUGCUCCAGCAAUGGGGAUUGCUGAUGCUAUUUUGGAUCUUGUGAGCAGUGGAACAACUUUGCGUGAGAAUUAUUUGAAAGAAAUUAAGGAUGGGACUGUUCUACAGAGCCAAGCUGUACUUGUUGGAAGCAAGAAAUCUUUGACGCAACGCGCAGGUGUGCUUAAUAUUACCCAUGAAAUUCUUGAGAGACUCGAGGCACACCUGAGGGCCGCCGGCCAGUAUACGGUCACUGCCAACAUGAAGGGGAACAGUGCCGAAGAAGUGGCUGAGAAAGUUCUUGGUCAAGCAUCAUUAUCUGGAUUGCAGGGUCCCACUAUAAGCCCGGUAUACUGCAAAUAUAACGGCGAGGUCAAAGUGGAGUACUAUGCAAUUGUCAUAUGCGUCCCUCGAAAGGCUCUUUAUGAGUCUGUUAAACAGCUCCGAUCUAUUGGUGGUAGCGGAGUGCUAGUUUCUCCCCUUACCUAUAUUUUUGAGGAAGAGACCCCAAAAUGGCUGAGACUCCUUAAGAAACUCGGAAUGUAACUAUUCAUUUUAUUGCAGGUUUGAUUAUCUCCUUAUUUUAGAAUAAUGUCUGCUUAGUUACUCGUCAAAAACUCUUUAUGUUUGAAAUUAAUUUAUGCCGACUGUUGUUUAAUUUUUCAUUGAUUAAAUUUUGCAAAAUUUUGGUUUCUUUGUUCCCUGUUCUCUACUCUGAGAAUUUUAUGCUGUAUUUCAUGCGCACUAUUAUCUGAAAUUCAGAUUCAAUAAUAUUUGAAUUGCCA